Molecule: messenger RNA, 558 nt
Organism: Verticillium alfalfae VaMs.102
Lineage: Eukaryota; Fungi; Ascomycota; Sordariomycetes; Glomerellales; Plectosphaerellaceae
Exons: 2
Coding region: 1-558 (185 amino acids)
Source: RefSeq, a predicted model, not a curated record
AUGCACUUCCCCCAGCUGGUCGCUAUGACCGCCACCCUGCUCGGCCAGGCCCUGGCCCAUCCCCCAUCGCGGAACGACAAUUUCGUCGCAGAGGUGCCGUCCACCCGGUCCUACUUCAUGAUCGGGGGAGGUUACGUUGACGAUGGAGCCGGCGGUCACAUUUUUCGCGAUCAGAUGUACGUCGAGAAACUGGCCCCGGCCACAGGUGCUAGCCGAGACGCGCCUAUCGUCCUGAUCCACGGCCAGGCACAGACUGGAAGUGUGGGUUACCUGCGAAGGCCACGCUCUGUCGAAUGCGUCCCUCAAGCCGAGCGGCCUGCGCCCCGCCAGCUCGCCAACCUCGCUGACAAGCCGAUCCUCGUCGUCACGGCCGAGGCCUCGUACCACAUGCCCUACGAUUACUGCACCGUCGACUUUCUCCGCCAGGCCGGCUGUUCCAGGACGAGGCACGUCGAGCUCGGCGACGAGGGCAUCCACGGCAACGGCCACAUGUUCUUCAUGGAGAAGAACAGUGAUGUCAUCCAGCGUUUGCUCGAGAAGUGGAUCUCCGCGCAGUAA